Molecule: messenger RNA, 2988 nt
Organism: Phaeoacremonium minimum UCRPA7
Lineage: Eukaryota; Fungi; Ascomycota; Sordariomycetes; Togniniales; Togniniaceae
Product: putative dna polymerase iv protein
Exons: 2
Coding region: 1-2988 (995 amino acids)
Biological process (GO): error-prone translesion synthesis; error-free translesion synthesis
Cellular component (GO): nucleus
Molecular function (GO): damaged DNA binding; DNA-directed DNA polymerase activity; deoxycytidyl transferase activity
Source: RefSeq, a predicted model, not a curated record
AUGGGGAGCCGUUUGGAGAAAAACUCGGGCGCGGUGCGCAAGCGCAUUGAAGGACAUACUUUCUCCGAUGAAGCCGGAGAGGAGUACGAGCCUAGCGCCUUCGGUGGGUUUAACGACUACUUCAGACGCAAGAAGAUCAAGCUGCAGAACCUCGACGCGGAGUUGCGCGCUGCAUCCGAUGACAAGCCACCUAUCUUCAAAGGCGUGGUGGCACAUGUGUCUGGAUACACCCAACCGCCGCUUCAUAUUCUCCACAAAGAGCUCGUCCAACAUGGCGCAGGCUUUCUGCAAUAUCUAGACUCUAAGACCAUGGCGACUCAUAUUAUUGCGUCGUCCUUGCCCCCGAAAAAGACCGUCGAUUUCAACAAAUAUAGAAUCGUUAAGCCAGCGUGGGUGAUGGAGUCGAUACAAGCAGGUCGGAUGCUCCCGUGGUCAGAUUACAGGGUGAUCGAUGAAGGACCGCGGCAGAAGAUCAUCAAAUUCGAUGAUGGAAAGAUGGGCACACAGACAGGUUCCCAGCAGCUCAAGUCCAAGAUGCAGAAGCUUGCGGCAGAGAAGGGCGCAGCACCGAAGGUCGUCAAGCGCAAGCCAGGUGCCCGCCGAUACAUCAUGCAUGUCGAUUUUGACAGCUUCUUCUGUGCCGUGUCUCUGAAGAGUGCACCGGACUAUGUGGACAAACCUGCUGUUGUCGCACAUGGUAGUGGUACUGGUUCAGAAAUCGCGUCGUGCAACUAUCCAGCCAGAAAAUUCGGGAUCAAGAAUGGCAUGUGGAUGAAGAAGGCUCUGGAAUUAUGUCCUGAUUUGAAGAUCCUACCGUAUGAUUUCCCAGCGUACGAAGAAGCCAGCAGGCUCUUCUACGAGUCGAUACUGGAGGCUGGUGGAGUCGUGCAGAGCGUAAGCGUGGACGAAGCUCUCGUCGACAUAACGUCUCUGGUCCUUGCAGCAGCCAACUCAGAAGGGCACGGCGUCGAUGAGGGUAGCAUCUGGAGAGAACAGGAGAAAGCCGAUGGUAUCGCGUCGAGCCUGCGACAGCAAAUUAAGCUGAGAACCGGUUGUCAUGUAUCGGUUGGAAUUGGAGCCAAUAUUCUGCAGGCAAAAGUCGCACUACGAAAGGCUAAGCCCGCUGGUCAAUAUCAGAUCAAGCCCGAAGAUGUCUUGGAUAUUCUAGGAGAAUUAAAAGUCGACGAUCUGCCAGGUGUCGCCUAUAGUAUAAGCGGAAAACUGGAAGAAAUCGGAGUUAAACUGGUCAAAGACAUUCGGGAUGUUUCCAAAGAACGGCUCACAUCUGUGCUGGGGCCAAAGACAGGCGAGAAGCUGUGGGAAUACUCUCGAGGCAUAGAUCGAACUGAGGUUGGUGACCAACCCAUUCGAAAGUCUGUGUCGGCAGAGAUCAAUUGGGGCAUUCGAUUCAUUAAUCAGCAAGAGGCAGAGGAGUUUGUGAUGAAUCUUUGCAAGGAGCUGGAGCGGCGUUUGCUGAAUGAAGGGGUCAAAGGCACACAUCUAACUAUGAAGAUAAUGAGACGGUCACUGGAUGCCCCCUUGGAUCCACCCAAGCAUCUUGGGCAUGGAAAGUGCGACACCUUCAACAAAAGCAAGGUCUUUGGCGUUGCCACUCACGAUGCCGUGGUUAUCGGAAAGGAGGCGGUCUCCAUUCUUCGGUCUUUCAGUUUCAGUCCAGGAGAUCUUCGAGGUAUCGGCAUCCAGAUGCAGAAACUUGAGCCGAUCAAAUCCUCGACCUCUGCUCCGGACGGGAGUCAGAAGCGGCUGAACUUUGGAACAUUUGCAACGGGUGCUCUCUCGAAGAAGCCAACCACAGAUCCGAUCGAGGAGUUCGCUAGAUUUGAGAGGUCAAAAACCGGACCAGGUCGCGACAUGUCUGCCGAUCCCAUCGCAGAGGACCCCCUUACCCCUCGAAAGCCUAGAUCAUCCAUACACCCUGCACUCGCGUUAGCACGAGCCAACGAAGCAGAUGCCAAGGCGAACACACCCUUGAACUUGGCUGGGACGCAAUUCAUCAUACCAUCAAAUCCUGAUCCUAGUGUGCUUGCUGAAUUACCCAAUGAUAUUCGCAGCCGUCUGAUGGCACAGCAACGCAAAGCGUCUCCCGCCUCGCGAGAAAUAUCGCCAAGUGUGCAAAGCAAGUCUCGGACGCAAAGCCCAGCUUUGCCCGAUGAGAUCCCCCCUGAUAUUGACCCUGAAGUGUUCAAUGCACUGCCAGAAGAUAUGAAAGCAGAGGUCUUUGCUCAAUAUGGACAUCGUCGGGGGCAAAGCCUUCUUCCCCAAUCGCCUCGCAAGGAUCGCGUGAUCAACCGUCCGGGGAAGAAGCUCACGCCAACCAAGAAGGGUCUUAGGGGCAUGUGGAGCAGAGGAAAGGAAAGGCAGCAUGACGCUGACUCUAAUUUAUUGCAAACAAACUUUGUUACCGCGAAAGGUCGAGUGGUGGAUAGUGCGGUACGAGAUGUGGCAGAAGAUAUAGAAGAGCUGGACCCGGAUUUUCUUGCUGAACUACCAGAGGAGGUCCGGCGAGAGGUGAUUGCAGACCACCGUCGACAACGGAUGAAUCAGCGAGGAGGGCUCAAUUUUCAAGCGCCGCAGCGGCGACGCCGUGGCGAUGGCGAUGGUGGCCCGUUAACCGGCCAGAUGAAGAUCCACUUUCCCUUGAAGCCAGCCAAGAUCGCGUUCACCAACUCGUCCCUGUCCUCGGUCCAGGAGGUCAAGGACAUGCUCAAUGCAUGGUAUCGGGAGACGAAAGACGAAGGCCCGCACAAGGAUGACGUAGAGGUCUUUGAGAAAUACCUGGCGAGGGUGAUCGUAGACGAAAGGGACAUGGAGAAGGUGCGGAAGCUUGUUACCUGGCUCGACUGGAUCAUUAAAGACGAUGAGAUCGAGGGCCGGGGCAAGCGGAGCUGGCAGAGCGCGGUAGAAGAUAUCAAAGGCGCCGUCCAGGAGGCCGUACAGGCCAGAGGAUUGGGCGGGAUCAGCUUGUGA